Molecule: messenger RNA, 794 nt
Organism: Neoarius graeffei (lesser salmon catfish)
Lineage: Eukaryota; Metazoa; Chordata; Actinopteri; Siluriformes; Ariidae
Gene: ccl20l
Product: C-C motif chemokine 20-like
Exons: 4
Coding region: 31-378 (115 amino acids)
Biological process (GO): positive regulation of GTPase activity; neutrophil chemotaxis; lymphocyte chemotaxis
Cellular component (GO): extracellular region
Molecular function (GO): chemokine activity; CCR chemokine receptor binding
Source: RefSeq, a predicted model, not a curated record
AACGUGUGUGGUUCUAGUUCGCUUGCCAUUAUGUCUCUGAAAGGUUUGGUGACCAUCGUCUUCGCUGGAUGCUGGCUUUUGUGCAUGUUCUGUUUGACGACAGAUGCAUAUGGGCCAAUGAACCAUGCCUGCUGCGUCAAGUACACUCGUACACCACUUGAUUUCAAUCUGAUCAAAGGUUUCGCGGAGCAGAGCUCCCGCGAGGUAUGCCGCAUCGACGCCAUCAUAUUCCUUACAAAACGUAACAAGAAAGUGUGCGCAAGUGCAAAGGACGAGUGGGUGCGGAACGUCCUAGGACGUCUGAGCGCUAAAAUGAAAAAAAUCUCUCAGCAGCUUCCUAACCGUACCUCAGCUUGGGAUACCACCACAAGCCAGUGAACAUCUCUUCAUGUGACUAUCUUCUUCUACAAGCCGCAAUAUUUUAGACUCUUUUUUUUUUUUUUGCUAAAUGCUAUUGUUAAUCUUUAUUAUAUGUUGUCCAAACAUAAUCCAAACAACCAAUAAAAGAUUAUACCUAUAAAAUGUUAACCUUUUCAAGUUUUAUGACAGAACCAGGUAUUAUUGGCUUUAGCUCUAACAUCUGUAACAGUGAGGAGAAUUUCUACAACCAAAUAUACAUACUUGCUGUUGUUCUCAAUUAAUUACAGAAUAAAACAAAUAUCUGAGACAAUCAUGUUUUGUAUACAGUCUACAAUAUAAUCAUAUAAUGUAUACAGUAUAUUGUCCUUUAAUCCACUGCCUGUAUCUUUAACCAAAGCCAGUAGCUUCACAAUAAAAUUUAAUUAAAUCAGAAA